Telopea speciosissima is the source of this 942-nucleotide messenger RNA. RefSeq lists its product as uncharacterized. Lineage: Eukaryota; Viridiplantae; Streptophyta; Magnoliopsida; Proteales; Proteaceae. The record is from RefSeq and is a predicted model, not a curated record. The transcript is spliced from 6 exons. Bases 68 to 793 code for a protein of 241 amino acids.
CUUUACUUUUGUAGAUUCAUCUAAUCUUAACCGUGGCUCUUCUCUAAGCACCUGCACAGUGCACCCCAUGGGGAAACUCUCUUCUAUGAUUUCCUUUCUCUGUAACUUUACUUUCCUUUUUCUUAUUCUUGUAUUUUGUUUACUCUUUGGCAGUCUCAGGGCCGAUUUCCCCAACCCUUUCAAGGGUAUUGGAUGCCAUUUGAUCAGUUGUGGAGAAGGAACUUGCAAGUCUUCUAGUAAUUCCUUUCUCGGCUUCGAGUGUGAGUGCAAUCUUGGAUGGAAGAAGAUUCAGAUUGGUUCUUUGUCCUUCCCCUCUUGUGUUGUUCCCAACUGCACAGUUGACUUUGAAUGUGGCAGCAAUACCACUACUCCAUCUCCUCCUCCUCCUCCUCCUCCAGCUUCUCUAUUGCCACCAUUAAAUUCUUCAGACCCUUGUGCAUUGACCUGGUGUGGAGAUGGAACCUGCAUAGCAAAUGGAACUGGACACAUCUGCAGUUGCCAUGAAGGAUCAUCUAAUUUGUUCAAUAGGACAAACUUAUCUUGUUUCAAACAAUGCUCUUUGGGGGGAGAUUGUACCAGCCUUGGAUUUAAUCUUCCAUCUCCAAGUUCCACCUCCAGUUCUAGUUCCAGUUCACCUGUCUCGGUACAAAAUGGUAUGCCACCUCCAAGUCCCAGUAGUUCUGAUUCAACUGACUCGACCAGAAAUGGAGCAACUGGAAAACCCAAUUGCUGGAGGACUCAACUUGUAUUGACCAUGUCAUUGAUCACAGCUAUAUCAAUCUACUCCGCAUAAAGGCAGCCUGAUCUUUGAGAAAAUUAUCCGUUUUGCGUCAAUGUCUUGAGAAGAGAAUUUUUCAGUUUUGGGUAGGAGAGGAGAAGAGAAGAGCAGAGAAUAGAACUAUGUAGAUCUACUAAUGGCUGCAGUCAAAUUUUACAUUGUUA